AUGUCUCCACAAGCAACGCGUGAUCCAAUCACUUGUCACAUUCUAGACACACACCGUGGCCGUCCAGCAUCCUCAGUGCUUGUGCAAUUAUACAACAUAUCCCCUGUAACACCAGAUACAUUUUCGUCAACACCAUUUGCGCAAGCCAAAACUGAUGCCGAUGGUCGUAUCACCAAAUGGAAUUUCGAUCCUGAUGUUGAUGCAAAACUGACAGGAGUCGAAGAUAAUAAAUGGGUGAGAGUUGUUCCUGGUGAUUACAAGAUAAAGUUCUUAACUGGCAAAUACUUUGCUGAAGGUGCAGGAAACGACAAUGGCGACGGCAAGGGAAGAAGUUUUUUUCCAUAUGUGGAAGUGGUGUUUACAGUAGAUGACGUAAAUGGCCAUUACCAUAUUCCUUUACUCUUGAGCAAUUAUAGUUACACAACUUACAGAGGUAGUUAA
Lodderomyces elongisporus is the source of this 441-nucleotide messenger RNA. RefSeq lists its product as uncharacterized. The record is from RefSeq and is a predicted model, not a curated record. The coding region runs from base 1 to 441 and encodes 146 amino acids. The transcript has a single exon. Gene Ontology annotation, biological process: purine nucleobase metabolic process. Gene Ontology annotation, molecular function: hydroxyisourate hydrolase activity. NCBI's taxonomy places the organism in Eukaryota, Fungi, Ascomycota, Pichiomycetes, Serinales, Debaryomycetaceae.